AUGUGACGAGACGCUCAUGUGACCCCCUCGCGCUUUGCUGGAGGUGGGCGGCGGGAUUGGCCAAGAUGGUGCUGCUGGAGGAAGAGGAGAAGGCGUUGCUGGAUGAGGGCUCGCUGCCCAAGGAACAUGGCGGCCCUGCGCGAAAGCCUUUGCCGGCGGUGUGCGACCCACAGCGGCUGGCCCACAGGCUGCUGGUGCUGGCGCUCAUGUGUUUCCUGGGCUUCGGCAGCUAUUUUUGCUAUGACAAUCCAGCAGCUUUGCAGACUCAAGUUCAGAGGGAUAUGAAAGUAAACACAGCCGAAUUCAUGGCAUUGUAUGCCUGGUAUUCCUGGCCUAAUGUGAUUCUCUGUUUCUUUGGAGGCUUUAUGAUAGACAGAGUAUUUGGAAUAAGGUGGGGCACAAUAAUAUUCAGCUGUUUCGUCUGUGUAGGACAAGUAAUUUUUUCUAUGGGAGCAAUAUGUAAUGCUUUUUGGCUGAUGGAAGUUGGCAGAUUUGUAUUUGGGAUUGGCGGUGAGUCCUUAGCAGUGGCACAGAAUACGUAUGCUGUGAGUUGGUUUAAAGGAAAAGAAUUAAAUCUUGUUUUUGGACUGCAACUCAGCAUGGCUAGAAUUGGGAGCACUGUGAAUAUGAAUAUUAUGGGAUGGGUGUACUGGAAAGUUCAAGAUCUGCUUGGUUCUACAGGCCACACCACUCUGGGCAUAGCACUCUUGAUUGGUGGUACAACGUGUAUCUUUUCACUAGUUUGUGCUCUUCUUCUUGCUUACCUGGACAAAAGAGCAGAGAAAAUUCUUUGCAAAGAACAAGGGAAAACUGGUGAAGUGAUAAAAUUAACUGAUGUGAAAGACUUCUCAUUACCGUUAUGGCUCAUAUUUAUUAUCUGUGUUUGUUAUUAUGUGGCUGUCUUCCCUUUCAUUGGACUUGGAAAAGUUUUCUUCAUUGAGAAAUUCAAAUUUUCUUCUCAAGAAGCAAGUGCAAUUAAUAGCAUUGUGUAUGUCAUAUCAGCCCCAAUGUCCCCCGUCUUUGGAAUUCUAGUAGAUAAAGUUGGAAGGAACAUCACAUGGGUUAUAUGUGCAGUGGUGGCAACUCUAACGUCUCACAUUAUGUUGGCUUUUACUUUCUGGAACCCUUGGGUUGCAAUGUGUUUGCUUGGAGUUGCUUAUUCCUUGCUUGCCUGUGCCUUAUGGCCUAUGGUAGCUUUUGUUGUUCCAGAACACCAGCUGGGAACUGCUUAUGGCUUCAUGCAGUCAAUCCAGAACUUGGGUCUUGCAAUCAUUGCCAUUGCUGCUGGUAUGAUACUGGAUUCUCGAGGAUACUUGUUUCUAGAAAUUUUCUUCAGUGCCUGUGUAUGUUUGGCCCUCAUCGCUGUCGUCAUGUUGUACUUCGUGAAUUUGUUCAGAGGAGGCGAUCUUAACUGGUCUGCAAAGAAAAGAGAAAAAUUUCAGAAGCUGGCCAUGGCUGAAGCAAAAAGACGGGAAAAAAUCAGACGUCAGAAUGAAGAUGAUUUAGCCAAAUUACAACCCAAGAAUGACUUUAGUUUGAGGAAUAGGUAUCUCUGCAGAUUAGGUGCUCAGCUACCAGCCAACUGUGUUUGCCACUUAUCUGCACUGGCACACAGAAGUGUGUUGAAAUAGCAGAGUUAUGUCAAGACAUGGACAAACAAAAUAAGAAAUUGUAUCAACACAAGACCUCAUUCUUCCAUAGCAGAGAAGACCUAUAGAAUGACAACAGAACACUAUUUAGUAGUUUUCUGCAAACAGAAAUUAUAGCUGGUCUCUUGGAAGACUUUAAAGAUCCUACAGUGAACUCUGUACAAUAGUGGAUGGGUAGGGAUUUUUUAAAAUGGUGCUCAUGGAUUUUUAUCUGUUUGCUUCUUUGUUUGGAAUCCACAUCUGUUUGUAACAUUAAGCUUAAGGGACAGUUCAGAUUGGUGUACAAUUAACUAAUAUAAUUGUAUACCAGAUGUAUACUGUGCUUGUUUAUCCCAUGUAUCAGAAUAACUGCACUUUGUCUCUAAUGGACAUUUUAUUUGUGUUCUACAUUUCUUUCACUCUAAGAAAGAGAAGUAAUAGGUAUUAAUGAAGUAGAUUAUUUCUAUGAAAUGUAUAGCUUUUAGUGAUUUUUUAAAAAUUUAUUUUACAACUUUUUUUCAGUACAAUGAGCAUGCGCUGAACAUAACAAAAAUUAAGAUGGUACUGCAUAAAUAUUUCAGGUGUUGCAUUACCUUUAAAACCCUUUAUAAAAAUGCAGAUGAACUAAAAGUAGCUAUCACAAAAAGAUCAUUAAAUUAGUUAUUUUUGUUUUUUAUGUUGAUGCAAUUCAGAAAGUUUCCUAUGGAAAUUGCUCGUUAUCUGUCAGUAUAUUUUCUUAGCAAGGGAAUUGUAGAAAACAUGUAGGAGAAAGUUGGAGAAUUAAAGCUUAACAGUUCAUUGCAAUAAUAAAGUUGAUAUGUUUUUGUACCUGUAAGUGAAAUGGAUUACAGUCAGCAUUCUCAGAGAAAUCAAAAAAGUCAAGAUGGUCAUGACAGCAUGUUUGAAGCUAUACCCCUUUGCACAUAUGCUGAUGUUGCAUGCAAAAUGGGGUGGAGCUGGGUUUCAGUUUCACUGCUGUAGUACUACUUUUUUAUUUUUUUGACCCCUACCCCCAGCAGAUACCACUGGGUACAGUUCACUUGGAAACUAACAUUGGUGUUGUAGUUUUAGACUGCUACAGUAGGAGAUCCUUUAAUAUGAAGCUUGUCUUGGUUAUGUAGGGCUGGAGCUGGACUUGUAUUUCUACAAAUGGAAGUGUUUUACCAAGCCAUUUGGAGCAGACUUUCCAGACGUCAAAGCUUUGGGGGGGAAAUGAGCAAAAAAGUGUCUGCUCUCCAUCUAUAGGAGCAUUGCUCAAAGGAAGUCUGGUUCCAACAUUAGCACUGUCAUUGUAUUAACAAUUAUUCUUGCUGAUGGUGUAUGUGAGCUAGCGUAUUUUUAAGUCUGAUAAUAGUUUUGAGCCCAGGUUAUUGUGCAAAUGCUCUUUGGGAAGUAUCUUAGUCUUCUUUUAUCUAAGAUGAGUCUCUGUUAGAUAACAGAAGCCACUGCUGUGAGAAAUUCACUGUCUUGAACCUGUAAUUUUGUUGAAGCUUCCCAAACACACAAUUUCUCUUUCCUUCACUAUAAAGUUAUAUUUUGUAAGAGGCUGGUGGUGCAUAAACUGAUGAACUAGAUUUCUAAGCUAGCUGUACUCAUUUUUAUUACUGGGAUGAAUUUCAUCAGGAAAAUAAAAUGAAAAAUAUUUCAUAGAGAACUGCAAACUAAAAAUGCCUAUUCCCUCAUUUGUACAUGUGAUUUGUUGCCUUCUCCUGUUAAUAAAGUCCAGUAAGCAGAGAAAGGAAUUUCUUUUUGAUACCUGUUUUCUGGUGCAUCUCAUAAGCCCACACCAUGGUUGCCAUUAAUUUUAAGAUAGGUACGUCGAGAUGUAUAGAAAAAGAAUGCUGUAAUCCAGUUGGAUAAUAUACCAGUGUUUCCAUAUAUGGAUUAUAGGAAACACUAAGUUAAUGUUAAUUUCUUUUGGCAGUAUCAAAUCCAUAUGCUAGUUUUGGUAGGCAGGGGAAAAAAAUGCCAAAACUGUACUCUUGUGUUGUAGCUAUUAAUCCAUAUCUUGCCUAAAUAUAUUUCCUUUAUCUUGAAGUCUUCUGCAGUGCAAAUAGCUGUUUACAUGGCUGAUAAUUAAGCCUGAACUUAUGAAACUGCAUUUAAAGUUUUCUUCAAAUGUCUCAGAUAUAGCUUUAUCAUCACAAGUACUUUUUGGUUAUUUUACCUUAAUACAUACAGAAUACUAGCUGUAACAGUCUGGCUGCAAGUUUGCCUGAUAUAAUUUAUUUUUUAUAAAUUUGUUUCUUGUAAAACAUGGGUGUUUGCAGGGGAAGUCAGAAAAGUAGCCAUGACUGUGUGAUUGAAGCUUUGCCCUUUUUAAAAUUUAUUUUAUUUUGCCUAUUGUAAUGAGACAUGAAAUGAACAUAACCACCCAGGUAAAAUUUCACUUAUUCCCUAGUCAGAUUUUGCCCAUCAAACAAAAAUAAUUUCACAAGAGAACUUGCCCUGUCCCCUUCUUAGGAGCUUCAUAGUAUGAGUGGCAGAGCAUAAAUCACACAGUCACAACUACCAUUUUGGCUUUUUUGGCUCCCUUGGAAGCUCUUGUUCUAAAAGGUGUAUCUCCACAAAUCACAGAGGGCAACCCCCUGAGGUUAUUAUUGAUAUUAGAGCACAGUAUCU
Molecule: messenger RNA, 4250 nt
Organism: Python bivittatus (Burmese python)
Lineage: Eukaryota; Metazoa; Chordata; Lepidosauria; Squamata; Pythonidae
Gene: MFSD1
Product: major facilitator superfamily domain containing 1
Biological process (GO): transmembrane transport
Cellular component (GO): lysosome
Molecular function (GO): transmembrane transporter activity
Source: RefSeq, a predicted model, not a curated record